GGUUUCUGUCUACGACUGCGCAACCGCUCUGGAGCUGUAUCGAAUGUUGCCAUUUACACCAUGUAGAUAUACAUCAGAUAUAAGUUAAAGAUGCCGACAGCAAGAAAAUGGAUGUAAGAAUCGCAUUUCUGUUUACUAUUGUUACUCUGAUGAAAGAGACACCUAUACUUUGUGAAAAUUCUUGUGAAAUCUCUGUCAAAUCUAAGAAGAUUGUCAAGUCUUGUCCUUCGAAUAGAACUGAGAUGGAAGAGUCUGCGAAAAGAUUAAACUGCCAGAAGUAUUUAAGAAUCAACAAUUGUAGCGAUGAUCCUAAUAAUAUUUAUUAUCAUUGCGUAAUAAAUGAAUCUGGAAAUAAAACCAUUGAAGUCUGUGCGCCUAAAAUUACAAUUUUUGGACAUUGUACAGAGUUUAAUGAAGAGGCUGGAUAUAUUCAGGCCAAUUAUUAUUUGGACUGUAAAAACUUUAAAGUAACACCAUGUGGCAAAUACUACGGAUCAAACGAAGCCUAUUUGUACAAAGAAUGUUAUAAUCAUACUAGAAAUGCACAAAUCUUUGGAGCGACAACACCAAAAACAAUUACAACCUCUCAGCGACCUAAAAUGAAUGAGCCAAUAAAACAGUCUCUUAACGAGGACGUUUUGGAGUCUGAUACUUCAAGUUUGGUAGAAGUCAUUGCUUGGGGUUUACUGAUCAUGGGUGUCUUUUUAAUGGUCACAUUCGUCUUCUAUUUUAAAUUAUACAGAACAGCGGAUGAAGUCAGAAAGAUUUGCAAAAACAGCCUUCCACAGAAAACUACUCAUGUUCAACAAGAACCCAGAUCAUCUCAACACAGCUCUCCUGAGUCUGCUGAAGCAUCCAGUCUCUUGCAGAAAGACACUACAAAUCAUAAUGGGGAAUAACUUACAAAGUGUCGUAUAUUUUACCUGAAAGUCAUUGAUGAUCAGUGUCGUACUCUACCCUUUAAAAAAAUGAUGAAAACAAAAGUGGACCUUUAAAAAAUUUAGAAUACUCACUGUAAAAUAGAAAAAAGGACUGUGCAUUGACACAAAGCUUCAGAAUAAUGUUUACCUUAUAGAA
This is a messenger RNA of Saccostrea cuccullata (small rock oyster), 1077 nucleotides long. RefSeq lists its product as uncharacterized. Lineage: Eukaryota; Metazoa; Mollusca; Bivalvia; Ostreida; Ostreidae. Bases 108 to 899 code for a protein of 263 amino acids. The record is from RefSeq and is a predicted model, not a curated record. The transcript has 10 exons.